ACAGUCCUGAGUUUUUCUCCGAGGGUUAACCAUUCUCCCAAAAACGACCUCAGAGUGGAUAGAUUGAACGUAGGAUUGGACCGAUAUUAUAGAUACGGGAUUGGACAUUCGCAUUGGGCCAAGAUUGGACGAAUCACAUCGUUUUCCGCGUUUGAAGUCAGUGUGAGAGGUGAUUGGUCAGUGUUGAAAGAUGCCGGAAGUAUCCCAGGACGUUUUCGAGACAUCGAACCCCCUCGAGCCGCUUCUCACCCCCGAGAUUAUGCGCGCUAGGGCGAACACCCUCACCGCUGAGGAUCCGUUCGCGGGGCGCAAAAGGGAGAAGUCCGAGGGGGAUGCGGAGGAUUUCGUGAUCAGCGGGAUGCAGGCUAAUAGUGUGGCGGGGUUCAAGAGGCGAAUAGAUCACAGAAUAUUCGUCAAUAGGAGUUUGCAUCUGGAGAACAUCAAGUUCUAUGGCUUCGAUAUGGACUAUACAUUAGCAGAGUAUAAGUCACCUGAAUAUGAAAUACUUGGUUUCGACUUGGUGAAACAGCAUAUGGUGUCCAUAGGAUAUCCUCAAGAAAUUUUGGAAUUCGAAUAUGACCCAACUUUCGCAGUGAGGGGCCUAUGGUUUGACACAUUUUAUGGUAAUUUAUUGAAAGUGGAUGCCUAUGGAAAUAUUUUAGUAUGCGUCCAUGGUUUCGAAUUUAUAAAGCAUUCGAGAGUGUAUGAACUGUAUCCCAACAAAUUUUUGACGCUGGACGAAUCUCGAGUAUACGUUCUGAAUACCCUUUUCAACUUGCCAGAAUCCUACCUGUUGGCGUGUUUGGUGGAUUUUUUCACGAAUUCCAAAGACUAUACGAUAACCGAUACAGGAGUCAAAUGCGGUGAACUUCUCAUGUCAUACAAAUCCAUAUUUCAAGAUGUCAGAAAUGCAGUGGAUUAUGUCCAUUUGCAAGGUGACCUGAAAAAUCGUACAAUUGAGAAUUUGGAGAAGUACGUGAAAAAAGACGAACGUCUUCCAAUGUUUUUGACUCGAUUGAGGGAGAGCGGUGCAAAAACGUUCCUUCUCACCAAUAGCGGCUACACUUUCUCAGACAAAAUAAUGACGUACCUGUUCGACUUUCCACAUGGAGCAAGACCAGAAGAUCCCCAUAGAAAUUGGAAAACCUAUUUUGACAUCGUUGUAGUGGACGCUAGGAAACCUCUAUUUUUCGGUGAAGGUACGAUCCUGCGCCAAGUGGACACGACGACAGGCGGCCUACGCGUCGGCGUGCAUACGGGCCCCCUCCAAUCCGAUCACGUGUACUCGGGCGGGUCGUGCGACGUCUUCACCAAGUUCAUCGGCGCCAAGGGCAAGGACGUCCUGUAUGUGGGCGACCACAUCUUCGGGGACAUCCUCAAGAGCAAGAAGAUCCGGGGGUGGCGCACCUUUUUAAUCGUGCCGGAGUUGGUGAGGGAGUUGCACGUGUGGACGGACAAGUGUCAGCUGUUCGAGGAGUUGCAAGGGCUAGACGUCAAGUUGGGGGAGAUGUACAAAAAUUUAGACAGUAGCACGAAAGAAAAGCCGGACAUAUCGAAAUUGAGGGCCGCCAUCAGAGAUGUAACACACAAAAUGGACAUGUCCUAUGGUAUGUUGGGAAGUCUCUUCAGGUCCGGAUCGAGACAAACCUUCUUCGCUUCUCAGGUUGUGAGGUAUGCGGAUUUAUACGCAGCAACGCACUUGAAUCUCUUGUACUAUCCGUUUUCGUACAUGUUCAGAGCACCUGCGAUGUUAUUGCCGCACGAGUCGACUGUCGCACACGAACAACAUUUCGCCACUGAAAACGCCAACAACAUGAUUCUAGCAAACGAAGUUGACAGUAGGGAGAAAAAGUUUCUGGAAAGGGCUCAAAGCCAAAUCCCGCACGUGAGACCGGCAACGCCGCAAACGGUGACGCACACCCACGACGAAGACUUUUCUGAUGACGACAGCGACGAUAAGCAGGCGAAAUUGGCCGGGAGUAACGAAGAUGUCGCCGUUCGAAUAGUGUCUUAGGGUAGUUCGUCGUAAGCCCUCGGAAAAAACCACACUCGAGUGAAAAAAUUAAACUCGUGAUUUUUAGGGUGUCAGUAACUUUCAAGUUAUGGGUUAUUGUGGGAAAAUGGUAUACAGACAUUACCUGUCAAUACACUUUUUCAAUUGAAGUAUGAACUGUAUACUAUUUUUUUUUUCAAUAAGUGUGGUUAGAGAUGGGUUUAUGAUUAUUUUUCAAGCAAUAUCGAAUCUUGAAUCUGAAAAUCGUUUGUUCAUUUUGAAUAAAAACAAAUUUAAGAUUCAAAGUUGAUAGUAAUUAUUAUUAUUAUUAUGGAUAGCACAAUGGAACUAUUCGGAUGGAGCAGAAAUUAUUGUAGCUGUUAGGUAACAUAUUGCUCACGAGAUUUUGAUGAUGUUUGUGAUGUUUUUUAAAAAUAUUCGAUAUUUUAUAUGUUAUUACUAAUUCGGUAGUGCUCUUUUUGUUAUUUUAUAAAAGUUUAUUUAUUUGUUCAAUAAAUGACCAAAAAAGGUUGUAAUAUAUUUGUUGAUACAAUC
Messenger RNA from Phaedon cochleariae (mustard beetle), 2548 nucleotides. Lineage: Eukaryota; Metazoa; Arthropoda; Insecta; Coleoptera; Chrysomelidae. The record is from the annotation of a GenBank genome assembly.